CUAGGCGCUGAGCGCUGGGCCGCGUCCGCAAUAUGGGGUCUUCAACUUCUUCGUCCCAGUCUCCGGACCCUCCUACCCCUGCCAACCCGGUGCCCGCAGAUUCGGCCGAAGCACCGACCCCUCCCGCGGCAGCUACUUUAUUUAAUACCUGCUGGAGCUGUCGCUUGAUCUCCGGGUCCGGGCUGUUGGCGGCGGGCUCCUACGUGUACCUGUUGGCGCGGAGGCCCAUGAAGAUGGGGCUGGCCCCGGGCCCCGGGCCCGUUAUGCAGAUGGUCAUCGGCAUCAGCAUUGCCUGUUGGGGUGUAGUUAUCCUGGUAGACCCAAAAGGAAAGGCCUUUCGCGUUGCUUGAAGGUAACACCAGUGACUUUGUCAUCAUGUGUCCUUGACUUCAUGACACACAGAUCAAGCAUGGGAUUUAUGGAUAUUUUGGAUAAACACA
Dipodomys spectabilis (banner-tailed kangaroo rat) is the source of this 440-nucleotide messenger RNA. RefSeq names its product distal membrane arm assembly component 1 (gene Dmac1). The coding region runs from base 33 to 350 and encodes 105 amino acids. The transcript has 2 exons. The record is from RefSeq and is a predicted model, not a curated record. Lineage: Eukaryota; Metazoa; Chordata; Mammalia; Rodentia; Heteromyidae.